CCCCUGACAGGUAACACGACACACCUUUGAUGAAGAAACUGUUUGCUGUCACUCGUUAUGUUGGGAGCUACAUAACAGACUUGUAGAUGAGAGCAGUGAUGCAUUCUGACAACACUGUUGUUUCCUGUUUGUAGGUCUGAAUAUUCAUGAAUGAAUUCACUAAUGAGUCUAUGAGAUGUGACUUUUGGUCCAAAAUGAGCCUUUUCAUGUUGAGUUUAUUCACAUUUCAUCUGCACCAGGAAACAAGUCAGAACUUGAGCUGAGCUGACUUCACUGCUGAGAGAUGAGGGACAGUCAGAACUGGUCUGACAGCCUGAACUGGUUUUUAUCUUUGACUGAAACUCGAUCAGCUGUUUAUUCUCUGACGGUACAAAACGACACCCAGCAGUGAAUCAAAGAACUCCUGCUGCUUGUUGUCUUCACCAGGAGACAAAUUUAGGAAAGUUCAUGUUGUGAUGUCAGACACUCGAGGAGGCGGGGCUUGUGUUGUGGUCCCUGGGUUUGGUUUGUCAGGUUGGUGCCUCUGAUUGGCAGGUGUGUGUCACAAACCUCCUGCUAUCAGAAGUGUGAAUCUUUUAACUGGUGGACCCCCAUCGUCAACAGCAGCAAAGCGUCCUUUUAGUCCUGACCCACAGACUGAAUCCAAAGACUUCCAGAGUGUCUGUGAGGAAGCCCAGAGGUUUCUGAUGGGAAACUUUGAACCCUGCAGUCUGGGUUUAACACUCGCCACCGUCUCUGUCAGGAAAUGCUAAUAUGGUUUGUGUUGCUGUGGUGGGACAGGACUAUCAGUCCAAGAUAAGACAGCAGAGAACUUCAGUCAGGGCUUUCAGCUGGAGUUUCUGCUUCACAAGACAAUAAAAAUAUGAUGAACAAAGCAAAUAUGACGACUUUCUUAUUUCUUUAUCGUCAUGGAGCCACAGGCACUAAACUCAGGAACUGAACUAUAAACCCAAACUUUGCGUUGCACAUUCCUGAUGAUGUUUCCACUGAAUCUGAGGGGCUGAGAUUACAAGUUGGACAGAAAAUCGAUCAAAAAUGUGGAGUUUGAGUGGAUGUAAUGAAGACUUGUAGAGGUGGAAGAGGAGAACAAAAACUCCAGAGAAUGGAAGCUCCAAAGUGGAAGCUCUUUUCUGUUUUAGAACAAAGAUGUGAUGAUGUUUCAGUCAGAUGAAUUCAUGUCCUCAUGUUGACUCCAGUUCCACCCAGUGAUGUUAACUGUGUGAAUGAUGGAGAAGUUGUUGCAGCUACAAGCUUCAUGCUGACCAUCACUGAGGUUCAGACUUUUCCACCACAGGAACUGAAGGCGGUUAUGCUUUGGUUUCCACUGUUCUCUCCUCACGUUGGGGGCGACUUCCUGCAGCUAAAUGUCAGCUCAGCUCAGGAUGUGAUACUGAAUCCAAGUUCAUGUACUCUGAGGGGGAACUGAAUCCAACAGCCACAACACAGAAAACACAGCAGGACGUCCACCAGCAGGACAGCAGCAGAAAUCUUGUAACGUGUGAUGGAGACGUUGUUGUCAUGAAUGUUGGAGCUCUGACAGCAUGUUGUUGUGUUUGUGUGAAGGUGUGGGCUCUGCUAUGAAUCAGUGUGAGGAGACAGAGGAGGGAGUCCCUCCCUCUAAAACCACUCUGUGUGGGGAACAUGACAGCCAGACCAAAGCUCAGAGCCCCGAGCAGCAGCAGAGACCAGACUGUCCUGAACCUGAACCCAGCUGUGUGUCCAUGAAGAGUGACAGGUCCAUGCGUCAACCAAUACAUUUUAAAGGACGACUUCCUUCAGAGACUCAUGUGGACCAGCAGACAGCAGCCUCUCCUGUACCCAGCUGUGUGUCCAUGAAGAGUGACGGGUCCAUGUUUCAUCCUCUUAAGUUCAGAGGUGGACACGACUCUGCUGAAGGAAGAGUUCAGCAGCAACAGUCAGAUGUUCUCGGUGGUCAGUCUGUCCAGCAGAAUCCAGCAGACCUGGACUCCAUAUUCAUGCAUCUUGAGGAGAACGUUGUCACUUUUGUGAAGAACGAGCUGAAGAAGUUCCAGAAGCUUCUGAGUCCAAAUUACCCAGAAAGCUUAGAGAGGCAGAGUGAGGAUGAGGAGGUGUUGGAUGGUGAGGAUGAAGAGCAGAGGAGCAGCAGCAGAGACGCAUUUCUGAAGAUCACACUGCACUUCCUGAGGAGAAUGAAGCAGGAGGAGCUGGCUGACCGUCUGCACAGCAGAACUUUUGCUCCAGUUUGUCGACGUCAGCUCCAAUCUGAGCUGAAGAAGAAGUAUGAGUGUGUGUUUGAGGGGAUUGCUAAAGCAGGAAACCCGACCCUCCUGAAUCAGAUCUACACAGAGCUCUACAUCACAGAGGGAGGGACUGCAGAGGUCAAUGAAGAACAUGAGGUCAGACAGAUUGAAACAGCAUCCAGCAAAACCAGAAGACCAGAAGCAACAAUCAGACAAGAAGACAUCUUUAAAGCCUCACCUGGAAGAGAUGGACCAAUCAGAACAGUGAUGACAAAGGGAGUGGCUGGCAUUGGGAAAACAGUCUUAACACAGAAGUUCACUCUGGACUGGGCUGAAGACAAAGCCAACCAGGACGUCCACUUCACAUUUCCAUUCACUUUCAGAGAGUUGAAUGUGCUGAGAGAGAAAAAGUUCAGCUUGGUGGAACUUGUUCAUGACUUCUUCACUGAAACCAAAGAAGCAGGAAUCUGCAGGUUUGAAGAGUUCCAGGUUGUGUUCAUCUUUGACGGUCUGGAUGAGUGUCGACUUCCUUUGGACUUCCACAACAAUGAGAUCCUGACUGAUGUCACAGAGUCCACCUCAGUGGAUGUGCUGCUGACAAACCUCAUCAGGGGGAAUCUGCUUCCCUCUGCUCGCCUCUGGAUAACCACACGACCUGCAGCAGCCAAUCAGAUCCCUCCUGAGUGUGUUGACAUGGUGACAGAGGUCAGAGGGUUCACUGACCCACAGAAGGAGGAGUACUUCAGGAAGAGAUCCAGAGAUGAGGAGCAGGCCAGCAGAAUCAUCUCCCACAUCAAGACAUCACGAAGCCUCCACGUCAUGUGCCACAUCCCAGUCUUCUGCUGGAUCACUGCUACAGUUCUGGAGGAUGUGUUGAAGACCAGAGAGGGAGGAGAGCUGCCCAAGACCCUGACUGAGAUGUACAUCCACUUCCUGGUGGUUCAGUCCAGAGUAAAGAACAUCAAGUAUGAUGGAGGAGCUGGGACAGAUCCACAGUGGAGUCCAGACAGCAGGAAGAUGAUUGAGUCUCUGGGAAAACUGGCUUUUGAGCAGCUGCAGAAAGGAAACCUGAUCUUCUAUGAAUCAGACCUGACAGACUGUGGCAUCGAUAUCAGAGCAGCCUCAGUGUACUCAGGAGUGUUCACCCAGAUCUUUAAAGAGGAGAGAGGACUGUACCAGGACAAGGUGUUCUGCUUCAUCCAUCUGAGCGUUCAGGAGUUUCUGGCUGCUCUUCAUGUCCACCAGACAUUCAACAAAUCUGGUGUCAACCUGCUGGCUGAAGAAUCAUCAACAUCCAAGUGGUUUCAACUGUUCAGAAAUCACUCAAAACUAACUGAUCUGUACCAGAGUGCUGUGGAUGAGGCUUUGCAGAGUCCAAAUGGACACCUGGACUUGUUCCUCCGCUUCCUCCUGGGUCUUUCACUUCAGACCAAUCAGACUCUCCUACGAGGUCUGAUGAAACACACAGGAAGUAUCUCACAGACCAAUCAGGAAACAGUCAAGUACAUCAAGAAGAAGAUCAGUGAGAAUCUGUCUCCAGAGAGGAGCAUCAAUCUGUUCCACUGUCUGAAUGAACUGAAUGAUGGUUCUCUGGUGGAGGAGAUCCAACAGUCCCUGAGGUCAGGAAGUCUCUCCACAGAUGAACUGUCUCCUGCUCAGUGGUCAGCUCUGGGCUUCAUCUUACUGUCAUCAGAAGAAGAUCUGGACGUGUUUGAGCUGAAGAAAUACUCUGCUUCAGAGGAGGCUCUUCUGAGGCUGCUGCCAGUGGUCAAAGCCUCCAACAAAGCUCUGCUGAGUGGCUGUAAUCUGUCAGAGACAAGCUGUAAAGCUCUGUCCUCAGUUCUCAGCUCCCAGUCCUCUAGUCUGAGAGAGCUGGACCUGAGUAACAACGACCUUCAGGAUUCAGGAGUGAAGCUGCUGUCUGCUGGACUGAAGAGUCCAAACUGUCAGCUGGAGACUCUCAGGCUGAGUGGCUGUAAUCUGUCAGAGAGAAGCUGUGAAGCUCUGUCCUCAGUUCUCAGCUCCCAGUCCUCUAGUCUGAGAGAGCUGGACCUGAGUAACAACCACCUGCAGGAUUCAGGAGUGAAGCUGCUGUCUGCUGGACUGAAGAGUCCAAACUGUCAGUUGGAGACUCUCAGGCUGAGUGGCUGUAAUCUGUCACGGAGAAGCUGUGAAGCUCUGUCCUCAGUUCUCAGCUCCCAGUCCUCUAGUCUGAGAGAGCUGGACCUGAGUAACAACGACCUGAAGGAUUCAGGAGUGAAGCUGCUGUCUGCUGGACUGAAGAGUCCAAACUGUCAGCUGGAGAUUCUCAGGUUGUCAGGUUGUAUGAUCUCACAGGAAGGCUGUACUUCUCUGGCCUCACCUCUGAGAUCCAACCCCUCCCAUCUGAGAGAGCUGGACCUGAGCUACAAUCAUCCAGGAGACUCAGGAGUGGAGCUGCUGUCUGCUGGACUGGAGGAUCCACACUGGAGACUGGACACUCUCAGGGUGGAACAUGGUGGACAGCAGAGGCUGAAACCUGGUCUGAGGAAGUGGGCCUGUGAACUCACAGUGGACACAAACACAGUAAACACAAACCUCAAACUGUCUGACAACAACAGGAAGGUGACAGCAGUGAGAGAGAAGCAGCCUCAUCCUGAUCAUCCAGAGAGGUUUGACUGCUGGCCUCAGCUGCUGUGUAGAACUGGUCUGACUGGUCGCUGCUACUGGGAGGUCGAGUGGAGUGGAAGAGUUUAUGUAUCAGUGACUUACAGAGGAAUCAGAAGGAAAGGAAACACUGAUGACUGUGUGUUUGGAUGGAAUAAUCAGUCCUGGAGCCUGAGCUGCUCUGAUGAUGGUUUCUCUGUCUGGCACAAUAACAGAAGAACAGACCUCCACUCCUCCUCCUCCUCCUCCUCCUCCUCCUCCUCCUCUGUCUCUCACAGAGUUGCAGUGUAUGUGGACUGUCCUGCUGGCACUCUGUCCUUCUACAGAGUCUCCUCUGACACACUGAUCCACCUCCACACCUUCAACACCACAUUCACUGAACCUCUUUAUGCUGGAUUUGGGUUCUGGUCUGACUCCUCCUCAGUGUCUCUGUGUUCAGUGUAGGAAGGAGAGUCUCCUCCUGUUAGAGAAACACACACACACACACACACUUUUUGUGAGGCACACUGACUCGUUAUCACAACAAAGUGUUUGAAUUUAGUGUUUUUGCUGACUGCACUGCACACACACAGUUUGAAAUAACUUGAAAUCCUUUUAAAUGUGUUUUCAUUCAGGUUUUGUAACAAAGAUUUUACUUUGAUGUUUUCUGUACUUUACAAUCUGAACUGAUUUCUCACAUAAAUAAGCGUGUUUAUCCAAUAAAAUCAGGUUCCAGACUCUCA
Messenger RNA from Scatophagus argus, 5590 nucleotides. RefSeq names its product NLR family CARD domain-containing protein 3-like. Gene Ontology annotation, molecular function: protein binding. The transcript is spliced from 12 exons. The record is from RefSeq and is a predicted model, not a curated record. Lineage: Eukaryota; Metazoa; Chordata; Actinopteri; Scatophagidae. Bases 1542 to 5312 code for a protein of 1256 amino acids.